Penicillium atrosanguineum is the source of this 2181-nucleotide messenger RNA. Its product is annotated as lipid-binding SYLF domain-containing protein. The transcript has a single exon. Gene Ontology annotation, molecular function: phosphatidylinositol binding. The record is from RefSeq and is a predicted model, not a curated record. Lineage: Eukaryota; Fungi; Ascomycota; Eurotiomycetes; Eurotiales; Aspergillaceae. Bases 1 to 2181 code for a protein of 726 amino acids.
AUGUCUCAAUCCACAUGGGAGAAGACAAAGCGCUACUCGAAAAAGGGCUUCGACAAAGCAUGGGACACCGUCGACAAACUGGGCGCUCCCGUCAACCGCCUCUCCAACAAGUUGGGCGCCGAAGCCUUCUGGCCCAUGGCCAUCGAUAAAGAAAGCGACAAGGCUGCGCGCAUUUUACGCAGUUUCGUCAAGGAUGGCUUCUAUGCCGCAGAUAACGAGACUGGUACCGAUGAGAAGGGCAAGAUUAAUCGCCCCAAGGGCAAGCAGAGGGUCAUCAAGAAGAUCCCUUCGAAAGUUAUUCAAAAUGCCAAGGGUCUCGCCAUUUUCACCACCAUGCGAACCGGUCUCUGGGUCAGCGGCUCCGGAGGCAGUGGGGUUCUCCUCGCACGCAUCGCCGAGACUGGAGAAUGGAGUCCGCCAUCCGGUAUUAUGCUGCACACGGCUGGUAUCGGAUUCCUCGCAGGAGUGGAUAUCUAUGACUGUGUCGUGGUGAUCAAUACAUACGAAGCGCUCGAUGCGUUCAAGAAAGUGCGCUGCACUCUCGGUGGAGAGGUCAGCGCUGCCGCCGGCCCUGUUGGUAUGGGAGGCGUGCUCGAUUCUGAAGUUCACAAGCGACAGUCACCUAUUUGGACUUAUAUGAAGAGCAAGGGUCUCUACGCCGGUGUUGCCGUGGACGGAACCAUCAUUAUCGAACGAACCGACGAGAACGAGAAGUUCUACGGCGAACGAAUCUCGGUCACCGACAUCUUGGCCGGCAAAGUGCGGCACAUUCCCGACGGGGUCAAGACUCUUCACCAGACCAUCAAAGCAGCACAGGGCGAUACCGAUGUCGACGAAAACCUAGUCGCGUCCUCCGGCGAGACGCCCGGCGAUAUGGAAAUCGCAGCUGAAGACGAGCCGCAUUUUGGCGUCCCCGAGCCGGACGACCCGGAUCCGUACGGAGUGAAGGCGCUGGAGGCUGAGGGCUUGUUCAUCCGGGAAGCCGGCACGAAGGUGAGGCCAAGUCCUGAUCUCUUUGAGUUCCGGCCCAACCCGACCAGCCCGGUGUUCGCCACUUUCUCGCGGCGUAGCGUCGAGAGCUCGCCGCGGAAUAGCUGGCGGACCAGUGUGCAAAGCCACGUUUAUUCUGAUCGUGGUACCCAAACCGAAACCGAUAACGCGCCGCUAACUGCCACGUCAGUGAGCCGAGCAUCUUCGCGGAGCGCGAGGGAUUCGAUGGGUGGUCAUGUGGCGAACCGGUGGGAGGACGAAGCGCAUUGGGAUAAUGUGCCGAUUCAUGGUGGUGAGGUGGAGAAGAAGGACGAGAGAGAGCUUAAUGGACCCACCGAAGAAGAGAAUCAUGCCGUUGAUGACGAUGACGACUUUGAGGUUCACGAGGUGGCCAACGCGACUGUCACUCAGAAGGCCUUACCAGAGGAAGAAGCCAGCCCUGUUGAGACGAAGCGCAUGUCUCCUACGUUUACUCGUGCUCGCCUGGUUUCUAUCCCUAAGCGUACUCCUCCACCUCUGCCCCCGCGUCACCCUCGACACACCUGGGGCUCUGGUUCCAGCCGUGAGUCUACCUCGCCGACUGCUCUUUCGCAAUCAAGCCGCAGCACCGAGCAGACUGAUGCUGCUCUCGAGGCUGCCGAAUCCUCAGAGCAGACUAUCGAGUCUGGCCCUCUGCCUUUGAGCGUGAAGACUCUACAAACCAACGUCGUUCUUCCGGCCGUGGUGGACGAGGACGAUUUCGAGUCGGACUCUGAGCUGCCCGCGGAUAAAGACGAGUUCAUGUCAGCCAACGGUGACAACGAGGACAACAUUGAGGAGAACAUUCUGACCAAGGAGCCUACCUUGACGGAGACUGCUCCCGAUAACAAGGAAGAGGAGGCCGAGCUUAAGGAGGUGGAAACCGAGCAGACAGAUUCUUUCUUGCUACUUGAGACCAACUCAAAGAUCGAGCCAGAGACAGAGGAAGAGGUGCCCAAGAUCGAAGAAACCUUGACCUCGCUCGGUCUCUCCGACAGGUCCGAAGAGGUUCUGGCCCCCCUCGGUCUCGAAGAGAAGGCUCCUGAGGAGAAGACCGAAGCAAACAAGAUCAGAGUGAAAAAUGAUGAGGCCGAAGAGGCUGCCGAGAACAAGCACCUCGAUGUCGAUCACAACGACGCCAAGCCUGAAAAUAUCAGCCCUCUCCUGAUCUAA